Neoarthrinium moseri is the source of this 4383-nucleotide messenger RNA. RefSeq lists its product as uncharacterized. Gene Ontology annotation, molecular function: protein binding; nucleic acid binding. Lineage: Eukaryota; Fungi; Ascomycota; Sordariomycetes; Amphisphaeriales; Apiosporaceae. The record is from RefSeq and is a predicted model, not a curated record. Gene Ontology annotation, cellular component: mRNA cleavage and polyadenylation specificity factor complex; nucleus. The transcript has 5 exons. The coding region runs from base 1 to 4383 and encodes 1460 amino acids.
AUGCAGUGCUACACGGAGUUGACGCCUCCCACGGCUGUCACGCACUCCAUUGUGCUGCCAUUCCUCUCGGCGCAAAGCAACAACCUGGUCAUCGCCAGAGGCUCCCUCCUCCAGGUCUUCACCACCAAGUCUGUUUCCGCCGAGCUCGACCACGCCCACAAUGCCGCCUACGCGCAGUCUACCAAGUCGCCUGGCCACUAUGACAGCCGGAUCAACGACGACGAUGGCCUCGAGACUUCGUUCCUCGGCGCCGAUUCCAUGCUGGUGCGCUCCGAUCGCUCAAACUAUACGAAGCUCGUCCUCGAGGCCGAAUACCCCCUGUCUGGCACAGUGACCGGCCUCGCCCGCGUCAAGCUCCAGUCGUCGCGGUCCGGCGGCGAGGCUCUGCUGGUGGCCUUCCGAGACGCCAAGCUGAGCACAGUCGAGUGGGAUCCCGAGAAACACGCCGUCUGCAACACAUCCGUCCACUACUACGAGCAGGACGAGCUACAGAAAGUCCCCUGGGCCGCCCCGUUGGGCGACUACAUCAACUUCCUGGCAGCCGACCCUGGCAGCAGGUGCGCUGCCCUGAAAUUCGGUGCGCGCAACCUCGCCAUCUUGCAGUUCAGUCAGGCCGAGGAAGAAGACAUAGAGAUGGAUGACUGGGAUGAAGAAUUGGAUGGGCCCCGGCCGGCCAAAGAGCUGGCGACGACGCUUGUAAAUGGAACUAGCAGCAAUGAAGAGACACCCAAUUCAUCCUCAUUUGUCCUGCGCCUAUCCAAUCUUGAUCCUAGUCUGAUCCAUCCUGUGCACCUCGCCUUCCUCCACGAGUACAGAGAGCCCACGUUCGGUAUCCUCUCCUCCACCAUGGCCCCUUCUGCGCCUCUUGGCCGCAAGGAUCACCUGUCCUACAUGGUCUUCACCCUGGACCUCAAGCAGAAGGCCUCGACCACCAUCCUUUCAGUCAACGGACUCCCUCAGGACCUCUUCCGCGUCAUGGCCAUGCCCGCGCCUGUCGGCGGCGCUUUGUUGGUUGGUACGAAUGAGCUGAUCCACAUUGAUCAAUCUGGAAAGUCUCACGGCGUCGGUGUAAACCCGUUUGCCAGGCAGACCACUUCCUUCGGGCUUGUGGACCAGUCUGAGCUAGACCUGAGACUGGAAGGCUGCGAGAUCGAAGUGCUUUCGGCAGAGAAUGGAGAACUGCUGAUGGUCUUGAACGAUGGCCGCCUUUGCCAUGUGAACUUCCGCAUCGAUGGACGUACGGUGGCUGGACUGAGCGUCCGCCCUGUUGCCGCCGAGGCGGGAGGCUCUAUCGUCCUCGGAUCAGCAUCGACCUUGGCAAAAUUAGGUAAGGCGUCACUCUUCGCUGGUAGCGAAGAUGGCGACUCGCUUGUUAUCGGUUGGACACGAAAGCAAGCUCAAAGUACGAAACGGAAAGGUCGCCUUCAUGAUGCUUCAUUGGACUUGGAUAUGGAUGAAGAGGAUCUUGAGGAUAUGGAUGACGAUGACGAUCUGUACGCCGAUGAAACGGCCCCUACGAAGCAGGAGUCCACUGCACCCAGCAAUUCUAACAGCAAGAGUGGCGAGCUAGUCUUCAAGGUCCAUGAUAGACUGGUCAGUACGGCCCCGAUCCAAAGCUUCACCCUAGGCCCGGGUCGCGUACCAACCGAAGAAGAGGACGAGACAGAUUACAAGGAGGUGUCCAGUGACCUCAGCCUUGUAUGUGCUGUUGGAAAAGGCAAUGCCGGCUCCAUCGCCAUCAUCAAUCGCGAAGUCCAGCCAGCUGUUAUCGGCCAGUUCGAGUUUCUAGAGGCGAGGGGUUUCUGGACUAUAUCGGCCCAGAAACCUGUACCAAAAUCCCUUCAAGCCGAUAAGGGCGCUACCUCUAUGGGGGCCGAACUCGACGCUUCAACGCAUUACGAUAUGUUCAUGAUCGUAUCCAAGGUCGAUCUCGACGGCUACGAGACGUCCGAUGUGUAUGCAUUGACGGGAGCUGGGUUUGAGGCGCUCACGGGCACGGAGUUCGACCCCGCUGCUGGCAUCACGAUAGACGCCGGGACUAUGGGAGGCUCCAAGAGAAUUGUCCAAGUCCUGAAGGCCGAGGUUCGCUGUUAUGAUGGCGAUUUUGGUCUCAGCCAGAUUUUGCCUAUGCUCGACGAGGAAACGGGCUUAGAACCUAGAGUUGUCAAUGCCAGCAUAGCCGACCCUUUCUUGUUGCUGGUAAGAGAUGACUCGAGUGUUUGUGUGAUGAAAAUCGACAAAACACUAGAGCUGGAGGAGCUCGAGAAAGAGGAUGAUACUCUUCUUUCCACCAAGUGGCUCACAGGUUGUCUGUACGAGGAUACGACGGGGAUCUUUGCCAACGUACAGACGGACAAAGGUGCAAAGCCUGGCGAGAACAUCAUGAUGUUCCUCCUGAGUGCAAACGGCGCUUUACAUGUCUACUCGUUACCGGACUUAUCCAAGCCAGUCUGUGUUGUUGAAGGCUUACCCUACGUCCCUCCGAUUCUCUCUGCUGGCUACUCUGCACGACGAGGAAGCGCCAAGGAAACCGUCGUGGAAAUCCUUGUGGCCAAUCUUGGAGACAGCACAAUGUCGUCUCCUCAUCUGAUUGUCCGGCAUUCAAACGACGAUUUAACUAUAUACACGCCUUUCCGAGUAGCAUCCGAAGAGUCUACAGAGUUAUCGAAGUCGCUGCAUUUCCAGAAGAUCUCUAACGACCGGCUGGCAAAGAGUCCAGCAGCGGUUGCUGAGGAUGAAGCUGAGCAACAGCCGAGAAUGAUGCCACUCAGACGAUGCCAGAACGUUGGUGGUUACGAGACCGUUUUUGCGCCUGGUGCUUCGCCAAGCUUCAUCAUCAAGUCAUCCAAGGCAAUGCCUAAAGUUAUUGGGCUGCAAGGCACUGGCGUCCGUAGCAUGAGUCCUUUCCACACCGAAGGCUGCGAGCGCGGGUUCAUAUACGCUGACUCGAACGGUAACGCUCGGGUGUGUCAAGUGCCAGUGGGUGACACAACCUAUGCCGAGAUUGGUAUGUCGCUGAGGAAACUACCGCUUCACAUUGAUGUCCAUUCGGUCACCUAUCACUCGCCAUCGAUGACCUAUGUUGUAGGGAGCGAUGCCGCCGAACCGUUUGAGCUCCCUAAGGAGGAUGACUAUCACAAGGAGUGGCAAAUUGAGAAGGAUCUUACCUUCAAGCCGAUGGUUGAGCGGGGCGCUCUGAACCUCAUAAAUCCAGUCAACUGGACCAUCAUCGACACAGUUGAGAUGGAACCGUGCGAGACGAUUAUGUGUAUCGAGACCAUCAACCUCGAAGUUUCGGAGUCUACAAACGAGCGUAAACAGCUCAUUGUGGUAGGAACAGCUAUCGCCAGAGGUGAAGAUCUGCCCAUAAAGGGCCGGGUGAUAGUCUACGACGUCGUGUCAGUCAUCCCCAAGCCUGACCGCCCAGAGACCAACAAGCGCCUCAAGCUUGUAGCCAAGGAAGAUAUUCCCCGAGGCGCCGUCACAGCGUUGUCUGAGAUAGGAACUCAAGGCUUGAUGCUCGUUGCACAGGGACAAAAGUGCAUGGUGCGUGGCCUCAAGGAAGACGGUAGUUUGCUUCCUGUGGCGUUCAUGGACAUGAGUUGCUACGUCACUGCGGUCCGGGAGCUCAAGGGCACCGGGAUGUGCUUAAUGGCCGACGCAGUCAAGGGUGUCUGGUUCACCGGAUACACCGAGGAGCCCUAUAAGAUGGUCCUGUUCGGCAAGAGCUCGACAGCGUUGGAGGUUCUCACUACAGAGUUCUUGCCACACGGAAACGAGCUAUCAAUCGUGGCAUGUGAUUCAGAUGGCGGCAUUCACAUAUUGCAGUUUGAUCCUGAGCAUCCCAAAUCGCUCGGUGGUCACCUUCUCUUACAUCGCACAACCUUCUCUGCUGGCGCCAAUGUGCCCAGCCGCAGUCUUCUAUUGCCGCGAACUCUACCUCUGGGUCACGAGUUCUUGUCCGGUGGUGACGACAUGAAUGGCAACGGCAUGAACGGACAUACCGCAGUAUCGCAACCACAGCUGGUUCUUCUCGCCUCACACACAGGAAUGCUAUCCACAUUGGCGCCCCUCUCCGAACAAGAGUACCGACGCCUCUCGUCUCUCGCCUCCCAGCUCGCGACCUCGCUCCCGCAAUUCGGUGGCCUGAACCCCAAGGCCUACCGGGCGCCAACCUCCACCGGCGCUGUGGGCCGCAACCCCCCUGCCGUCGAUGCGGGCGUAGGAAGGAGCAUCGUGGACGGUGCAAUGCUGGCGCGGUGGAACGAGCUCGGAGCCGGGCGAAGAGCCGAGAUCGCCGGCCGAGUCGGGUUUGCGGGAGUCGAGGAAGUGAGAGCCACACUCGAGGGACUGUUGGGUGCCAGCGGACUGGCGUAUCUGUGA